CGGUGGAGCUGUUGACAUGUUUGAUUCCGAAAAGAGGACAGCAACAACGAGUUUGGCGCUUCUUUUCUCCCCCCCUCCACAAACACACAACUGCAUCGGUCGAGCUGUGCUGCGCAGUCGCGCUGCAACAAAUGACGCGGCUGCUACAGCGCUGCAGUUGAGUCGGUCAACCGACGGCCUUGCGCUCGCUGUGGAGGGUCCAGAACAGCCUGGGGCCAAACAAACAAAGGAAGACUUGCUGCGCUUUGCACGGCGCAUUCGCAUCGACACGCUUAAGCAACACGGAUACGGCCGACCAGAUAGAUCUCCAAGCAGCCAUGCCACCACGACCGCAACGGCUGGUGCGGCGCCAGCCGCUCAGCCAGAAAAUCCGCGCUAUGCUUAAUCCCAUGGACUUCUACCUCUGGCUGUCCGAGGAGAUUCAAACGUUCAACUGGGACUCACAGACGUUCGGCACGCGGUUUGGGCUGGUUGCCAACUUCGUCUUUCUACUCGCGAGAGCGAACGCCGGCGGUGCUAGCGGCGCCGUUGACGACGUGUUCGGCGAUGCCCCCGCCAACGGCUGGGUCAGCUUGCUGGCCAGCUUCCUCCAGUGGACAUUGAUAUCCAUUUCCGCCCUGAACGCCUUCUACACCAUGACACGAUCGCGCCACUACCGACUCUUCGAGAUGAAUGUCGAGGCAGCCGGACCGGGGACGCCCUCGGCGCAGCGCGUGCGCGUCGAUUCGUCCCCUGCCUCGUCGACCCCCCUGCGGCUUAUCCAGGAGGUUUUGAGACCCGAGACCGCCGAGCAACGAGCGCAUCCGGAUAGGACGCGCGACGUGUGGGAAAUGAAGGUGUGGGAUCCGUACCCGGCGACCUUGCGCAUGUUCUGCUUGUUCAGUCCCGGCCACGUCCUCAUCCACAUGCUCUUCCUGCCGCUGCCAACGCUCGAUCCCCGGCCGAGCGUUACCGUCUUCAAGUGCUUUCUUCUACAAGUCAUCCUCUCGGCACAAAUGCUACUCAUGCACUCUCGCUUCUCCCAGCAGAGCAAAGACACGGCCAUCAUUCAGAAGGAGGUUAUGCACGAGUAUGACGUGAAAUACGUACACCCGCGGCUGCAGCCUGUGGUCCGCGAAGUGGCAACCCAGGUGUCGAUUAACGAUGGCAAGAUCGAUCAGGAGGAGGUUACAGCCGGCACGCCGACCACCCUGAUUCGGCGGUCCUUCCAGACACAUCCCAACCCGAACUACACAAGAUACGUUGAUCCCGACGGCGGACAGCUCCCGCAAACCAGGACCACCAUGUCUCCCCAACUCCGGCCUGCUAUGUCGCCCGGCCCAUUCAGCCCGUCGAAGCCCAGCGCCUCAGGGAUGCGAUCUUUCGCUGCUCAGGUACAGCAGCACCGACAAUCAGCCCUCAGAAGGAGUUUCUCUCCCUCCGUAUCGGGAGGCGCAGAAGCCGACCCACCCACGCCUCUGGAUGUCACCCAGCCCUCCGCCACAUCCACCAGCACAGACACGGGCACGGGCACGGGCACGAACACCAGCACCGAUUUUAAACUGCCCCCCAACUCGGGCUUCGGCGGCAGCCUCGGCGUGUACACGCACAUGAACUCGCCGCUCAAGAAGGCGACGAGCCUUGGCGACAUGAACGGCGUGUACGCGUCGCCGCGCAACGGGCGCGAGAUGGCGGCGCUCGAGCAGCGCGAGCUCGCCGAGCGCAUGGUGCGCCAGAGCAGCCCGCUCAAGGAGGGCAACGGCGACAACCGGCGCGCGACGACGACGCAGCUGGACCCGAGCAGGUUCGCGCACUCGCCCGAGAAGCUGGCGCGCGCGCGGGCGAUGCGCUGGAUGCAGGAGAGGUUUCCUUCGCGCAGGGUUUAGUCUCACAGGGGCAUUUUGGAGGUGAUUCUCACUUGGCGGGCAACUUGGUGGAAACAACGCCUGCCUGUAUCAUCGUAUUAAGAACGGGGGUGGGCGGGCGUCCGGCCGUGGAUAUUUGGUUUUGGUCCUCUUAUAAAUUUACGCAUUUCCAGGCGUUGCUGGCGCCGUUGCGGAAAUAUAACCGCCUUUCUCACUUUCCGCUCAUAUCUAGCACUCUGGCAACGGGUGCACCCACCUAUCUACCCGCUGAUCCCGCCAGCGACACCUUUCUUUAAGACUCAGGUUGUUCAGUACUCGGCCAUCCGCCGCGUCCUGCAAAAAGUUCCACGCUCAGUAUACCCCCCCUUUCCUGUCCCUGUCGCUUCACUUCAAUUACAG
Messenger RNA from Thermothielavioides terrestris NRRL 8126, 2243 nucleotides. RefSeq lists its product as uncharacterized. NCBI's taxonomy places the organism in Eukaryota, Fungi, Ascomycota, Sordariomycetes, Sordariales, Chaetomiaceae. The coding region runs from base 318 to 1865 and encodes 515 amino acids. The transcript is spliced from 2 exons. The record is from RefSeq and is a predicted model, not a curated record. Gene Ontology annotation, biological process: maintenance of rDNA; regulation of exit from mitosis.